AUGGACACAACACCCCAUCUUGAUUCUAGGGUUUUGUCCCUCAUAUUCCUCUCUCUCCUCUCCUCUUUUGUCUUUGUUCACUGUCAGAGUGACGACGCUUCAGUAAUGCAGGCUCUCAAGCAGAGCAUCAACCCUCCGAGUUCACUCGGCUGGACCGACUCAGACCCCUGCAAAUGGCAGAAUGUGGGUUGCUCCAGCGACAAUCGGGUCACCCGAAUCCAAAUUGGGCAUCAGCACCUGAAAGGCUCUCUUCCUCCGAGUCUCGCCAACCUCACUUUCUUGCAGAGACUCGAGUUCAUGUCCAACCAACUCACUGGUUCGAGUAAUGUACUUGUAAAAACUGAUGGGAAUCAUGAUAUUGGGAAGGAUAAUGUUAGUCCAUUGCCGGGUUCAGACCGUGAUGAUGUUAAGAUUACCAUUGCUGAUUUGGGUUUGACUGGUGGGACAACGGGUGAAACAUACAGUCAUGACAGUCGUGGACCUGUGAUAUUCGUGUUAUUGAAGCCAGAAAUAUGUGAAGAGAACAUAUUGGGAAGAGGAGGAUUUGGAAAAGUUUACAAAGGAGAGUUCAAUGAUGGGACUAAGAUUGCGGUUAAGAGGAUGGAGUCUGGAGUGGUGAGUGACAAGGGUUUGGAUGAGUUCAAUUCUGAGAUUGCAGUGCUUACUAAGGUUCGACAUAGGCAUUUUGUUUCUCUCUUGGGUUACUGCUUGGAUGGAAAUGAGAGGCUACUUGUUUAUGAAUACAUGCCUCAAGGGACUCUUAGUAGGCACCUGUUUCAUUGGAACGAGGAAGGGUUGAAACCCCUUGAAUGGUUGAAACGUCUGACCCUUGGCCUAGAUGUGGCUAGAGGUGUUGAGUAUCUACAUGCUUUAGCCCAUCAAAGUUUCGUCCAUAGGGAUCUUAAACCAACGAACAUUCUUCUAGGAGAUGAUAUGCGUGCUAAGGUUGCCGAUUUUGGACUUGUUCGUCUCGCACCAGAUGGGAAUGUUUUAGUUGAAACAAAACUAGCCGGAACUUUUGGGUAUCUUGCACCAGAAUAUGCAAGUAUUGUAUAUUAA
Camellia sinensis is the source of this 1059-nucleotide messenger RNA. The record is from RefSeq and is a predicted model, not a curated record. Lineage: Eukaryota; Viridiplantae; Streptophyta; Magnoliopsida; Ericales; Theaceae.